Molecule: messenger RNA, 1819 nt
Organism: Bombus pyrosoma
Lineage: Eukaryota; Metazoa; Arthropoda; Insecta; Hymenoptera; Apidae
Product: radial spoke head 10 homolog B-like
Exons: 11
Coding region: 543-1814 (423 amino acids)
Source: RefSeq, a predicted model, not a curated record
UGUAAACUUCGUUUAACUAAGAUUAUCGCUUGGUUGCGAGGGAAACUUCGGAGCAUUAAUAGAGGGAUACUGCGAAAUUCGAAAGGACGAGAUGAAAGUCAAGACGGCGUCAUCGCAGCAGCGAUCGAUGAUAAAUGUGAUAACUGUUCGUCGAAACUGUUCGUGAUAUUACACAACCUGUACUUUUACCGUAAGGUUUGAUAAUUCUUCCAGGAUGACAGCCUUCAUGAUGGUUUCUUCCGAAGUACGUCAACAUCGUCCUUCGUGUGUAACUGUGGGAUGGCACGUGUUUAAGAAAAAAGCCUACGAAGAUAUUGGUCGAUGAUUCGAGAAACUCGUCCAACGAUGACGAAGAUAUAGGUGAAAGACAAGAUUACGAAGAUGUAAAUGAAUCGAAAGAAAGCGACAACGAUUGCGAACAAUUUAUUAACGAUACAAACAAAUCAAGCUUCGUUUCGUCUUGGAAAUUAUCACUGCCCGAUGAAUUUGCAAAUAUAAGAUUUAUUAGCAACAAUACGUACAGCGGUCGUAUUAGUAGAAAAAUGAUGGAGGGUGAAGGCGUAUACAAAUGGUCCAACGGUGCUCGGUAUAAAGGAGAGUUCGAACAGAAUCUUAUGCAUGGCAAAGGUCUAUUAGAAUGGAACAAUGUUUGUUGGUACGAAGGUGAUUUUACGAACGGCUAUCGACAUGGCAGAGGAAUUAUGGUGGAUGGAGAAAAUCGUUACAUGUAUACCGGUCAGUGGCAUAUGGGUCAAAGACAUGGAAAAGGUUAUUCCCGUUACUGUGACAAUGGUUCAUACGACGGUGAUUGGGUAAUGAACAAAAUGAACGGGAUUGGAUUACGAAUUUAUGCAAGCGGUGGCCGUUACGUGGGUCAAUGGAAGAACGGAGUUCGUGAUGGUAUCGGAACCAUGGUUUGGCCCAAUGGCAGUCUCUAUCGUGGGGAAUGGAAAUGCGGUUCAAUGCACGGCUACGGAGAGUACGUAUGGAAUGGAUUUUUUAAUAAAACGUUUGCUUGGCCGCAAGAAGCGUCGUACGUAGGUUACUGGCGUCGCGGAAUGCGUCAUGGCAAGGGGGAGAUAAAACUGAAUUCUGUCGGUGGAGCAAAGUAUUCCGGUUAUUGGAAGGAUAAUAAAAAGCAUGGUUACGGAGUUAUAAUUGGAAGUAACGGGCACAAGUUUGAGGCUAAUCCAUUAUUUUCGAAUGAUAUUUUGUGUGCGCCGAACGUUGUAGCCGAUAAUUUAGAAACUGAAACGAGAACGAAGGACGAAGGAGAAUGCGUGCGGACAGCUAAAGGAAUAAAAACAGCAUUUGCCGAGAAACCUGGUCAAUUAGUAGAAACUUGGCCAACGCCUAUUCUGAAGCCAGAACAGUUUCUAUGUUUAUCUUACUAUAUAGCUCGUCUAUUGGAUCCAAAAAGUAUGGAGCCAUCUGUCGUGCUUUCGGCUUCAUCUGGAAAAUGCUACAGUUGUGAAAGAGAAUCUUGUUCUUGUUUGGCACAUCCGAUUUCCAUAGAUACGAUUACAAGUGAGCGAAACGACAUCACGCAGACACAUGCGCCUGAAUCCUACACCGAGAAUAUCAUAGAAUCUGUCUGGAAAUACGAAGAAUGCUGGACAUAUAAUUGUUUAACGUUUCACAUGCUUCGUUUACGUGAAAUUUACAACGAUUAUGCUACGUUAUUUGCCAAGUCGGCGCCAAAAUGCAAUCUGGCGAUGAGUAGAUUAUGUUUAUGGCAAUUAUGGAGAGAUUGUGGCAUUCAUAAGAAAGGACUUAGCCUCACUGAAAUCGAUAGUUACAUCGGUGAACGUUAAUUGAU